Colletotrichum spaethianum is the source of this 1143-nucleotide messenger RNA. RefSeq lists its product as uncharacterized. Lineage: Eukaryota; Fungi; Ascomycota; Sordariomycetes; Glomerellales; Glomerellaceae. The transcript has 2 exons. The coding region runs from base 1 to 1143 and encodes 380 amino acids. The record is from RefSeq and is a predicted model, not a curated record.
AUGGCCCCUGUGGCGUCGGACGAGAUCGUCUUCACAUACGACAAAAAGGCGAAAGAGAAGGUCCGAAAAUGCGGGGGAAGCGCGAAGCGCAAAGCCGUGCAGCUGGGCCUGGGGGCCCGGGUUUUUUCGGCCGUCGUCCAUUUCAAUCCAACCUAUGGAAAAUUAGACGGGGCUGUCUACGUCCCGCAAGGCCAAAGUAUCCCUGACGUGAACCGGUUUCUAGCGGAACUCGCCAACGGCAUGCAAGGAAUUGGAGGCCAACGUCGGGUCACACGCCGUCGACGGGGGGAGACCACCCCCAAGCCCAGUCAAACUACGGUGGAGGCAGGCGACAACAAAGUGGGGCAGCUUACAGACAGUGCAACAGAAGAGAGCGUUGCCAGCGCAGCCGAAGACGCAGAAGCGAAUGAAGUCGUGAAUGAAGACUCGGAUGCUCCUCACGAGAUCGAGGCCAAUGACAAUGGUGUCGCUGAUAUUUGCGGCAUCGCGUCGGACACCCAACAAGGCGACGCCUGUUUGGACGAAGAUCCCACGAACCCAGCACAACAUGAGAUACCCACAGAAACAGCGCCGUUCAGCGAAAACCGCGACGACAUGACGGAGGACGUCGCCGUGGUUGACACCGACCCGGCGGCUCAGACUAACGCGGGCGAGGAGGACUCCUUCAUCGGGUUCCUUGAGGUUGGCAUGCAUGAUCUGUUUGAGAUGGAAGCCGAGACGACCAGUCGCUUUGAUCCCUCUGGACCAGUCGACGACAGCCGGCAGGAAGAACAGCCAAACACCACCAUGCCUGAUUGGGAAGGUGGGGAGGUGGAGAAGACGAGGGGCGACGCGGUGAUGGAAAAUACAGCGGAAAGCAACGAGGAAGCCCCUGGCCGAGAGACGAAAACCCAGAAGACGCCAACUGCUGCUGUUGCGCCCGUUUUUCGGAUUGCAAAGAACACAAAAAAGAUUCACCGCUUCUUUUGGCAAGUGUCCAAGCAGAUUCGACUUGCAAGACGGCAGGGAGAGUUUGAGAUCGGGCAUAUCCGCCAAAUCCGGCUAGGUGUCAAAGCAGUUAGGGAAGUCCGAGCAACGGUUCAGAGUCGAGGAAACCGAAAUGCGAGGCCGGCUUAUGGUGCCAGAAACCCACCGCGACUAUGA